Messenger RNA from Phragmites australis (common reed), 1816 nucleotides. RefSeq names its product 3-ketoacyl-CoA synthase 1-like. Gene Ontology annotation, biological process: fatty acid biosynthetic process. Gene Ontology annotation, cellular component: membrane. The transcript is spliced from 2 exons. NCBI's taxonomy places the organism in Eukaryota, Viridiplantae, Streptophyta, Magnoliopsida, Poales, Poaceae. The coding region runs from base 29 to 1726 and encodes 565 amino acids. Gene Ontology annotation, molecular function: acyltransferase activity, transferring groups other than amino-acyl groups. The record is from RefSeq and is a predicted model, not a curated record.
CUCCAACCAAAACUCAACAGUCACGCGCAUGCAAACAACUCGAGCUCUAGUCAGUCCAAUCCGACGCGACCCGAGCGGAGACGGAGACUCCAUGGAAGCCGCGGCGGUCAUGGAGCGCGAGCGCCUCACGGCCGAGGUGGACUUUGCCGAGGCCGCGGCGGAGCCCAGCAGCUUCGUGGUCAAGAUCCGGCGCCGGCUGCCGGACUUCGCGCGGAGCGUCAACCUCAAGUACGUCCGCCUCGGCCUGCGGUCCGGCGGCCUCCCCGCGCCCUCGUCCUGGGUUCUGCUCGCGCUAGCGCCGCCGCUCCUCGCCGCGGCGGCCUGGUCGUUCGCGCGGCUCGAGCUCAACGUCGGCGUAGACAGGAUGUACUCGCUCGACCUGCUCACCUGUGUCGCGUGGCUCGGCGCAGCGGUGCUGCUGCUCACCGUGUACUAUCUCAAGCGGCCCCGGCCGGUGUACCUCGUGGACUUCGCGUGCUACAAGCCCAGCAACGAGCACGCCAUCUCCAAGGACGGCUUUCUGUCCGCCGGUUCUAACAUUCUGGACAUGAACGAGAGCACAGGCUUCUUCGACGCCGAGGCGCUCGAGUUCCAGACCAAGAUCACGAAGAGCUCCGGGCUCGGCGACCGGACGUACCUUCCGCCGGGCAUCCAGGCUCAGCCGCCGCGGCUGUCCAUGGGGGAGGCGCGCGCAGAAGCCGAGGCCGUCAUGUUCGGCUGCCUAGAUGCGCUGUUCGCCGCCACGGGGAUCGACCCGCGCCGCGACGUGCGCGUGCUCAUCGUGAACUGCAGCCUCUUCAACCCGACGCCGUCGCUGGCGUCCAUGGUCGUGCACCGCUACAAGAUGCGCGAGGACGUUAAGUCGUUCAACCUCGGCGGCAUGGGCUGCAGCGCGGGGCUCAUCGCCGUCGACCUCGCCAGGGACAUGCUGCAGGCGAACCCCGGGUGCUACGCCGUCGUGGUCAGCACCGAGAACAUCACGCUCAACUGGUACUUCGGCAACGACCGCUCCAUGCUGUUGCCUAACUGCAUCUUCCGCAUGGGCGGCGCCGCGGCAAUGCUGUCCAACCGCCGCGCCGAUGCCGGGCGCGCCAAGUACCAGCUCCUGCACACGGUGCGUACCCACAAGGGCGCGGCCGACGAGUGCUUCGGUUGCGUGUACCAGCGCGAGGAUAACCGCGGCAAGGUCGGCGUGUCUCUGGCGCGCGAGCUCAUGGCCGUCGCCGGCGACGCGCUGAAGACGAACAUCACCACCAUGGGCCCGCUCGUGCUCCCGCUAUCGGAGCAGCUCAAGUUCCUGAAGUCUCUGGUGGUCCGGCGCGUGCUCCGCGCCCGAGGCACCAGGCCGUACAUCCCAGACUUCCGGCGCGCGUUCGAGCACUUCUGCGUGCACGCCGGCGGACGCGCCGUGCUGGGGGAAGUGCAGCGCAGUCUGGGCCUCGGCGACGCCGACAUGGAGCCUAGCAAGUGCACCCUGCACCGGUUCGGAAACACCAGCAGCAGCUCGCUCUGGUACGAGCUCGCCUACGCAGAGGCCAAGGGCCGCAUCCGGCGCGGCCACCGCGUGUGGCAGAUCGGCUUCGGCUCCGGGUUCAAGUGUAACAGCGCAGUCUGGCGCGCGCUCCACGACGUGCCGCCAGUGCGCGCCGACGGCAACGGCGACCGCGGCGGAUGCAACCCGUGGGUGGACAGCGUGGAGACCUACCCGCCGAAAGCGUACAUCUGAUCACCUUCUCCGUUAGUGAAUGAAUUAAGUCAUUUCUGUGGAUGCAUCCACAACAACUAUAUGAUAAAAGAACACAGCAUUAUAAUUUUA